GAAACAAAUUCAAAAGUCAGUCGCUCUCGACGGUUUCCGCGGAUGGUUGGUGCCAAGUUACAGCGAUUUGUUUACGAUCUUUCUCUCUCCAAAUGGGUGAACUGUGAUGUGGAUGAUUUUCGUGAUGUGGCCUCGGACCGUUCUUAUGGAUUAUAUUUUUCUCCUCGCUUUCAUCGGAUUUUGCGGAGGCGCUAUCAUGGGAGACGAGUGCGACUGGACCGGGAGCGGAUUGAGCUCGUCAGCGACGGGCAGAGGAGUCACUCCUGUCUACCUGCGCUGUUCGGCUGGAAGAGUGAUCUGGUUGUACCCAAGAGGGGCACUCAGAGUCCUCCUUCGUCUCCCGGGACAAGACCGCGAAUUCCGGGCCUGCAUCAAAGUCCAUCCCGACGAAAAAAAAGAACCGGCGGCCAGGCUCUUCCUCGAAGGGCCCAGAUCUCUUCUACCACUCUACGCGGACCCAGCCAAUAAAGCCAUCAGAUGCUUCAUAAGUAAGAACGGCCAAGCGGCCAUCUACGUGGAGGCCUCUGACGUGGAUGCCAUCACCAAAAGGGUGGCAGAAAUCGAAUAUGAUCUCCAAGCGUUGCCCAAAGGCGUCAAAGGAUUCGACCCCACAGAAGAAUGUCGACCGUGUACUAACGAGGAAUUGGCGCACGCAUUCUGCACCAGUGAUCUCGUAACUCGAGGUGUCAUCCACGGCGUGGAGAACCACGAGGACCUGGAGAUCUCUCAAAUGUCCGUCAAGGUGACAAAACUCAUCCGCCACACCGUCGACGACGCCUUCACAGUCGACACCAACUCUAUCUCUCCAGAGGAGGACACCCCUCUCGAAAAAAUUACACUUCACGUGGCCCAACACUGUGGAGUCUCGCACGGUUUGGGCGAAUUCGUGUUUAUGGCGCGCCGAAAACUCGGCGAUUUGACUCUACAAUGCGCCCCCAGAUUAGAAGACUGGGCUCUUUUGGUCAACCAAUUGUCCGAAGAGGGCAAAGCCCACUGUGUCCUGCGAAGUUAGCCCCACCACAAAGUAACUUAAGUGCGCUGCUGUGAUUUGUUUGUAUGUACAUAGGAAAGACUUGAAUGCGACGGUGCUUAGCGAAAAAUCGAGCCAGAUUGGGACUAGUGUGCAAUGUGCAAUUUCUCUGGUUUUAGUGUACAUAGAUGUGCUCCACAUUGGAGCUUUACGGUCUCUUUUUUUAUAAAACGAGGUUCCAUUAUUGAAUUCUUGGUGCCAAAAUAGAGCCGCUUAAAACUAAUCUACUUUCUGUUGUAUGUACUUGUAAUUACUAAUUACUUUUAACUUUUUUCUUUCUUAAUGUGUACAUAAAGUAUUCAUUGGAUCUCACAUUAGAUUGUGUUACGAAUGCGAACAAAUGAAAUCUUAUUAUUUAUUGUUCCUAGUACUGUAAAAUCGUGAUAAGAUUUCGUUUCGUUGCACUUUUAUUAUUAUAGUUUUUAAUCGUCUGUUGCUUAAGAACACGAAUGCCAUAAUCGUCUUCUCACUAGACAGAGAACGCUGUGAUAUGUAAAAAACUAUAUUUUUAUUGAAUUGUAUUGUUUGCAAAGAAAUAUAUGAAUUUUAAAUUUUAA
This is a messenger RNA of Tribolium castaneum (red flour beetle), 1587 nucleotides long. Its product is annotated as meteorin-like protein. The record is from RefSeq and is a predicted model, not a curated record. Gene Ontology annotation, molecular function: hormone activity. NCBI's taxonomy places the organism in Eukaryota, Metazoa, Arthropoda, Insecta, Coleoptera, Tenebrionidae. Bases 107 to 1012 code for a protein of 301 amino acids. The transcript is spliced from 5 exons.